UGAUGCAGGUGCUGAACGCCGAUGCCAUCGUGGUGAAGCUCAACUCUGGGGACCACAAAACCAUCCACCUGUCCAGCAUCCGACCCCCACGGCUGGAGGGGGACAGCGCGCAGGACAAGAACCGGAAGCUGAGGCCCCUCUAUGACAUUCCCUACAUGUUCGAGGCCCGGGAAUUCCUGCGCAAGAAGCUCAUCGGGAAGAAGGUGAACGUGUCCGUGGAUUACAUCCGCCCUGCCAGCAGUGCCACCGAGACCGUGCCCGCCUUCUCGGAGCGCACCUGUGCCACCGUGUCCAUCGGCGGGAUCUGCAGUGCCCGGGCCCUCCCGGUGGGCACAGGGAUGACUCCAGCCCUUCCCACCGCAGCAGGUGCUGACUCCCGGUGCUCCCUGUUUUCCAGGGCUAUCAAGAACGGGAAGGGGCUGCACAGCAAGAAGGAGGUGCCGAUUCACCGGGUGGCCGACAUCUCCGGGGUAAGGAGGUGCAGGAAUUUCCUGCCGUUCCUGCAGCGCGCCGGCCGCUCCGAGGCCGUGGUGGAGUACGUGUUCAGCGGCUCCCGCCUCAAGCUCUUCCUGCCCAAGGAGACCUGUCUCAUCACAUUCCUGCUCGCAGAUGUGGCCACAGCUGCAGUCCUGGGCACGGAUCCAGAUGUGGGCAGGGACACAGAUGUGGCUGUGGAUGCAGCUGUGUGUGAGGAUCCAGAUGUGGGCAGGGACACAGAUGUGGCUGUGGAUGCAGCUGUGUGGGAGGAUCCAGAUGUGCCGUGGGUGUGA
Molecule: messenger RNA, 770 nt
Organism: Manacus vitellinus (golden-collared manakin)
Lineage: Eukaryota; Metazoa; Chordata; Aves; Passeriformes; Pipridae
Gene: SND1
Product: staphylococcal nuclease and tudor domain containing 1
Exons: 6
Coding region: 3-770 (255 amino acids)
Biological process (GO): mRNA catabolic process
Cellular component (GO): nucleus; cytosol
Molecular function (GO): nuclease activity; RNA binding
Source: RefSeq, a predicted model, not a curated record